Molecule: messenger RNA, 483 nt
Organism: Adelges cooleyi (spruce gall adelgid)
Lineage: Eukaryota; Metazoa; Arthropoda; Insecta; Hemiptera; Adelgidae
Exons: 4
Coding region: 109-462 (117 amino acids)
Molecular function (GO): calcium ion binding
Source: RefSeq, a predicted model, not a curated record
GACUUGCAGCAAAUAGAAAAGUUCGUUGAUUUGUAUAAUAAUUGUCCCAAAACGGAUUCCGGUAGUAUUGAACCUACAGAGAUUCAAAAAAUCUUCAUAGAGUUUGGUAUGGCUGACUCAAGACAUAAUUCGAAAAUGCUGUUCACACCAAACAGAUCCGCUGAGAAAGAGUUGAUGGAGUUGUUGUUGGUUACGGCAGAACGUGGUAGGAAGAAACACACAAAAAAAGGGUUCAUGCAUACGUGUAUGGUCUGGUCUAUCUUAAGCGAUUUCGUAGAAUACGACAAAGAUAGUGAUGGUUUUCUUUCUGAGGAAGAGUUGUCAACUAAGAUGAAGACCAUGAAUUUUUAUUGGUUUUCUAUGCCAGACUUGGAUAAUCCUCGAAAUGACGAUAGAGGUAAAACAAACAUUGCGAAAUUCUUCAAAAUUAUGUUCAGCUACUAUAUAGAGGAAAUUGAGUGAGCCAUUGUACGCGAUGAUGAC